Protopterus annectens (West African lungfish) is the source of this 6253-nucleotide messenger RNA. RefSeq names its product maltase-glucoamylase, intestinal-like. The transcript is spliced from 48 exons. Gene Ontology annotation, molecular function: alpha-1,4-glucosidase activity; carbohydrate binding. Lineage: Eukaryota; Metazoa; Chordata; Ceratodontiformes; Protopteridae. Gene Ontology annotation, biological process: carbohydrate metabolic process. The coding region runs from base 57 to 5495 and encodes 1812 amino acids. The record is from RefSeq and is a predicted model, not a curated record.
GGGUGACCAACACUGUACCAAAACAGCAUGGCCAGCAGGAAGGUUCAGCUUUUUAUAUGGGAAAGAAAAUAAAAUAUAGUCAACUGGAAAUUUCAUUAAUAUUCCUUUUCACUAUGGUCGUAGCGAUAUCCAUUGCACUGGUUGUUCUUUUAGCUCUUCCACAAUCUCAGGAAGACGUUAUUGAAACAACAUGUGCAAUUAUUCCUGACUCAGACAAAAUAGACUGCUUUCCGGAAUCAGGAGCUUCAAAGGCUAAGUGUGAAACUCGGGGUUGCUGCUGGAGAGUGGCGGAAGGAAGAGCUCCAUGGUGUUAUUUCCCUAAAAAUUAUGGCUAUGAAGUUCAGGGAGAGAAAAAGCCAUCUGCUUCAGGGUUUCUUGCUGACCUGAAAAGAAUACCUGCACCAGAUAUGUUUGGAAAUCAUAUAACAAAUCUUCAGCUUAGAGCAGAACUACAAAAAGCCAACCGCUUCCAUUUCAAGAUAACAGACCCCAAAGUAAAAAGAUUUGAAGUCCCUCAUGAACAUAUAAAAGAAUUUAAUGGACCUGCUACUUCAUCUCCAAAUUAUGAUGUAGAACUGAUAGAGAAACCAUUUGGCAUCAAGAUUAAAAGGAGAUCAACUGGAAGGGUUAUAUUUGAUACAACCAUUGGUCCUUUGCUAUAUUCUGACCAGUAUUUACAGCUCUCUGUCAGAGUACCGAGCCAUAACAUUUAUGGAUUAGGAGAGCAUGUCCAUCAAAAUUACCGUCACAAUACUGACUUUCGAACCUGGCCUAUCUUUACUAGAGACAGUUUUCCAAAUGGGGGUACACACAAUUUAUACGGGCACUACACAUUUUUUAUGUGCCUUGAAGAUCACACUGGAGCAUCUGUUGGUGUUUUCUUACUAAACAGUAAUGCAAUGGAAAUUACAAUUCAACCACCUCCGGCAGUGACAUACAGAACAAUUGGAGGAAUCCUUGAUUUCUAUGUCUUCCUUGCAGACACACCCGAAGGAAUAGUUCAAGAAUAUCUAGAGCUGACAGGUAAACCAGCAAUGCCAGCAUACUGGACACUUGGCUUCCACAUCUCUCGUUGGGGAUACAAAUCUCUUGAAGAAGUUGAAGAAGUAGUAAAGAGAAAUCGAGAAAUUGGAAUACCAUAUGAUGUUCAGUUUACUGAUAUCGACUAUAUGGAGAACAAGAAAAUUUUUACUUAUGACCAAGAAAAUUUCAGCCGUCUUCCACAGUUUGCUGAAGACCUCCACAACCAUGGCCAACGUUAUAUCAUCAUACUGGAUCCAGCAGUUGCAACAAGCCCUAAAAUUGAUGGUCCUUAUCAGACUUAUGAAAGAGGUUCUGAAUUGGGCGUUUGGGUUAAUGAAUCAGAUGGCAAAACACCAUUGCUAGGAGAAGUAUGGCCAGGAGAAACAGUUUAUCCAGAUUAUACUAAUCCAGUGUGCACAGCCUGGUGGGUUGAUGAGUGCAAGCGAUUUUAUGAACUAGUAAAAUAUGAUGGUCUUUGGAUUGAUAUGAAUGAAAUCUCAAACUUUGUGAAAGGUUCCAAUAAAGGGUGUGAAGAAAAUAAUCUAAAUUACCCACCUUUUACUCCUGGUAUUCUCGAUGGCCUCAUGUUUUCUAAAACUCUGUGUAUGGAUGCAAAGCAAACCUGGGGAAAUCAUUAUGAUGUCCAUAGUCUUUAUGGUUAUUCCAUGGUACUGUCUACAGAAGAAGCUAUUAAGAGUGUCUUCCCAAACGACAGAAGCAUUAUCUUCACUAGAUCAUCAUUUGCUGGUACAGGAAAAUACUCUGGUCACUGGCUUGGAGAUAAUGCUGCAACAUGGAAUGACAUUAAAUGGGCUAUACCAGGAAUGCUGGAAUUUAAUUUGUUUGGAAUACCUUAUAUUGGUGCAGAUAUUUGUGGAUUCUUUGAUAACUGCACAGAAGAACUUUGCAGGAGAUGGAUGCAGGUUGGCGCAUUUUACCCAUUUGCCAGGAAUCAUAAUGCUGAGGGUUAUGAACCACAGGACCCUGCAAAAUUUGGUGCCAACUCAGCUUUGGUAGAAUCAUCUAGACGAUAUCUGAAAAUUCGCUACACUUUGUUACCUUACUUAUAUACUUUGUUCUACUAUGCUCAUACCAGAGGAGACACAGUUGUGAGGCCAUUGCUACAUGAGUUUUUUUCUGAUAAUAUUACAUGGUCCAUCGAUCGCCAGUUCCUCUGGGGUCCAGCUUUUCUUAUAACUCCUGUCUUGGAUCCGGGUACUGACAGAAUUAAUGGAUAUAUGCCAGAUGCUGUGUGGUAUGAAUAUGAAACGGGAGGCAGAGUAACGUGGAAGAAAGAAUGGGCAUCCUUAUACCUACCAGGUGACAAAAUUGGACUUCAUCUUAGAGGAGGCUACAUCUUUCCUACACAAAAGCCAGAUAACACAACAUAUUACAGUCGGAUGAACUCUAUGGGGCUUAUCAUUGCAUUAGACGAAGAAGGAAAGGCUUCUGGAAACCUUUACUGGGAUGAUGGAGAAUCAAGAAGUGCAAUUCCUACAGAGAGCUACAUCAUGUAUGAUUUCUCUCUCAGCAAUAACCAGCUAAAGAUGCAAGCAGUAAAAAGUAGCUACAUUGACCGAAACAAUCUACAGUUUGAUGAAAUUAAAAUCCUUGGAGUUUCACACAACUUACAAAAUGUAACCGUGGCACAAGAGGGAACUGGUUCUACAACAAUCAUAUCAAAAAAUCAAAUUCAAUAUGACACUACCUACAAGUAUGCACUGAUCACAGGUCUGACACUGAAUCUUGGAACAUCGUAUACAGUAGCAUGGACCAUCUCUAGCGAAUUGUUGGAUUCUGAAAAAAUUGACUGCUAUCCUGACGAUGGUACAAGUCAGUCUGCUUGUGAAGAGCGGGGAUGCCUCUGGGCUCCAACACAGGUGUCUGGAACACCAUAUUGUUUCUACCCAAAAAGUUAUGGAUAUUCUCUUACCAGUCUGGAAUAUAAAGAUACGGGGCUUACUGCAACAAUAACAACAAGUAGUACUCCACGCUUUGGACCUCAGUUUCCUUCUAUCACUCCUCUGGAAGUGGAUGUAACAUAUCUUGAGAAUAGUUUCUUGCGUUUUAAGAUCUAUGACCCAAACAAUAAAAGAUAUGAAGUCCCUGUGCCACUGGACCUGCCUACAACCCUAGCAACUGAUGAAAGCAAACGUCUCUAUGAAGUUCAUAUUACAGAUCAACCAUUUGGUAUUCAGGUUAAAAGGAAAAGUACAGGAACAAUCAUAUGGAAUUCACAAGUACCUGGUUUUAGCUUCACUGAUCAGUAUAUUGAAAUUUCUACACGUCUGCCUUCAGAGUAUGUUUAUGGAUUUGGAGAAAAUGAACAAGCAACAUACAGACAUCACAUGAAUAGAGAAACCUAUGGAUUAUUUGCAAAAGACCAGCCUCCAGGUGAAAAGUUAAACAGCUAUGGUGUACAUCCAUUUUAUAUGGGAUUAGAAGAAGACUCGAAUUCUCAUGGAGUAUUUCUGUUUAACAGCAAUGCAAUGGACAUAACUUUUCUACCAAUGCCUGGUGUGACUUAUCGAGUAAUUGGAGGUAUACUUGACUUUUUUGUAUUUUUGGGACCAACACCAGAACUAGUUGUGCAACAAUACACAUCUCUUAUUGGUCGGCCUGUCCUACCUGCCUACUGGACACUGGGAUUUCAGCUUAGCCGCUAUGGAUAUGAAAAUGACACUGAGAUAUCUGAUUUAUAUGAAGAAAUGAAGACACAAGGAAUACCAUAUGAUGUCCAGUAUGCUGACAUCGAUUACAUGGACCGUCAGAUGGAUUUUACACUUGGUGAAAAGUUUAGGCGUCUUCCAGAGAUCAUUGACAAAAUGCACAGUGAAGGAAUGCGAGUAGUUGUUAUACUGGAUCCAGCAAUUGCAGGAAAUGAAACGGAUCUUUAUCCUGCAUUUACAAAUGGAGUAAAACAAAAUGUCUUUAUCAAAUGGCCUAACAGCAGCGACAUAGUCUGGGGAAAGGUUUGGCCUGACUUCCCAAAUGUGACAGUUGAUGAAUCAGUUGACUGGGAUACUGCAGUACAGCUGUACCGUGCAUAUGCAGCAUUUCCUGAUUACUUCCUUAACGUAACUAAUGAGUGGUGGAAAGCAGAAAUCAAAGACUUUUAUGAGAAUAUGAACAUCAGAUUUGAUGGAUUAUGGACUGACAUGAAUGAACCUGCCAGCUUUGUGCACGGCUCAGUUAAUGGAUGUAAAAUUACAAGGUUAAAUGAUCCUCCAUAUAUGCCAGCACUAGAGAGCAGACACAUGAAAUUAAAUCACAAGACCUUGUGCAUGGAUAGCCAGCAGCACUUACAAGAUGGUACACCAGUAUAUCAUUACGAUGUCCAUAAUCUAUAUGGUUGGUCACAGUCCAAGUCAACACUUGAGGCAGUGUAUGAAAUAACAGGACAGAGAGGAGUUGUAGUUACUCGGUCAACAUACCCUGGCAGUGGAAAAUGGGUAGGACACUGGCUUGGAGACAACACUUCCAAAUGGGAUCAGUUAUUUAAGUCAAUAAUUGGUAUGCUGGAGUUCAGCCUCUUUGGAAUUUCCUAUACUGGUGCUGAUAUCUGUGGUUACUUUAGUCAUGCUACAUAUGAACUGUGUGCGAGAUGGACACUGUUAGGAGCAUUUUACCCAUACUCAAGGAACCAUAAUGGAAAGGGAUCAAUUAGACAAGAUCCUGUUGCAUUCAAUGAGACAUUUGUAGCACUAACGCGAGAUGUUCUUCACACAAGAUAUUCUUUGUUACCGUACCUGUACACACUGAUGUUUGAAGCUCACUCUGAAGGCAGCACUGUAGUACGACCUUUGCUACAUGAAUUUGUUGACGACAAAACCACGUGGGACAUAUAUGAACAGUUUCUCUGGGGACCUGGAUUGCUCAUUUCACCUGCACUGUAUGAGAAUCAAUACACAGUACUUGGUUAUUUUCCAAACGCCCGAUGGUUUGACUUCUACAGUGGUACAGCUACUGGUUUUCGUAAUGAAUGGAUCAAUAUGACUACCCCGCUUGAACAGAUCAAUUUGCAUAUUAGAGGUGGAUAUAUUAUCCCACUGCAAGAACCAGCUAAUACCACAUUGUACAGCCGCCAAAAUCCUAUGGAACUAAUAGUUCCUCUAGAUGAUAAUGGAGAAGCACGUGGUCAACUUUUCUGGGAUGAUGGUCAAAGCAUUGAGACAUAUGAAAAAGGAGACUACUUCUUAACCAAAUUCACAGCAGCAAAGAAUACAUUGUCCAUUUCAAGAAUUCAUGAUCAAGGAAGAAACACAGCGAAGGACUUAGUUUUGCAACAGGUUCAGGUCUGGGGAAUUAACAAUGCACAACUCACAAAUAUCAGCGUAACAUAUGACAUACUUUAUAAUCCAAAAACAUUUUCAGUACCUAUCAACUUUGACGAGAACACUAAGGUGCUCAAAAUAGACCUGAAGGACCAUAUGUGUUACAUCAGUGUUGAUAUGAAAAUUGAAUGGAGCUAAGAAGACAUGAGGGAAAGCACAGUCUAUAUUUUCAUUGCAUAACAUAUAACUGACUCCACAAUUUAUCUAUUGCUGCAGCUUUCUAAUAAAACAGUUUUAGCUGCUAACACUUAUUCAGUAUUACUUUUGUUGACAUGUUUGUUGCAUCAUGUUAUUAAGUAAUGAAUGUCUGUAUACCCAGUGAGUAGUCCUUCCAUAAAUUACAACACUGUUGAAAACAUGCAUGUAUUAGGUAUGUGACCUUGAUACACAGUUAUUGUAUUUUUUCUUAUAUUCUUGCCAAGGAUUCUGUUAUUACAUGUGUCUUGGAAUCAUGUAAUCAAAUCUUCAAGAGAAAACAUACUCAUUAUGGUGAGGAACCCAUGAAUAUCAAAUAAUGUUUUGCAUUUAACUUUAAUGCCUUUGUGUAACUUGAUAGUUCUAUGUCAUCACAUACACAACAAUAAGGUUGAUCUCAAUCGGCCAUAUUUUGUUAUUUAUAAUGUAAAAGCAAAUAAAAAUGGACUAGUUCAAAAUAUGUAUGAAAAUACAGCUAAAGUGGUGUGCAUCUAAAAUGGCAUGCAGAAUGCUGGAAAAAGCCUUGUAAGUUAAUUAUGACCUUGGUUCUAUGGUAAUGUAUUCAAGAUUUAGUUAAACAUGCACUGAAGAAUUGCAGUUUUAUUUGAAAAUAAAGGUGCAAUACUGACAGUUGUAAAAUAUAAAUGAUUUCCGUGCAUGUAGUUUAUGGUAUCUUUCAAAUAUAAAACUUUCAGAAAAUC